Molecule: messenger RNA, 1860 nt
Organism: Megalobrama amblycephala (Wuchang bream)
Lineage: Eukaryota; Metazoa; Chordata; Actinopteri; Cypriniformes; Xenocyprididae
Product: lysophosphatidic acid receptor 6-like
Exons: 2
Coding region: 622-1608 (328 amino acids)
Biological process (GO): G protein-coupled receptor signaling pathway
Cellular component (GO): plasma membrane
Molecular function (GO): G protein-coupled receptor activity
Source: RefSeq, a predicted model, not a curated record
CGGGGCUAAAAUCGUGCAGUCUGAACUCGGCUUUACUUGCUCACAGCAGAGUGUUGUGUAUGUAUUGGCAGUAGCAAGUAGCAGACAUCAAACACUGAACCAGACUAGAUCCAAAAAGCAACAGUAUGAACACAAAGAGGUCUGAGACCACAUUCCUACUUAAGUGGACCAAAAAGGAUCUGAGUCCUCUUUCAGGGACAGGGACAGUGUGAAUGUAAAGACAACUGGGUCCUUUUUCACUUGGUUCAUGUCUUGGUCCACUUAAAGGAGUAUGAAUUUGUUUUGUUUUUUAAUGAGGACUCAAAUGUAAAAAAAACACCCUAAUUACACAGUGUCAAAUGAUCUAAUCACAUAUUUCCGGUCUUUACUGCAGCCAAACACAACAUGACAAGAUGCAACCCCACUCUUAACAAGUUAUGCUUUUGCAGUCGAAAAGUCAAGUUUGCAUACACCCACCUUGCAAGCGGUGACACCUACAUUAAAGAUAGCAUCAAAACACUUUGGUCAUUAUGAUCAAGAGGAAAUGUACUUUAAAUUUGUAAGUCUUCCCUUGGCAUAUAUAAUGCCUUGCAGAAGUCUAAACAAUUACUGUAGCCAUCAAGAUAUCCAGGCUUCUCUCUGAUGGACUCAAAGAUGAACAGCACGGAGAUCUCUUUAUGGAAUGCCACCAGCAGCUAUUGUCCCAUAAAGCCUCAGCACAUCAUCAUCUCUGUGCUCAUUUGUCUGACCUUCUUGGUGGGACUCCUGCUCAAUGUCUUCAGUCUGUGGGUGUUCACAUGCAGGACACCAGUGUGGACGUCCAGCACAGUUCUUCAGUUUCAUCUAGCUGUCAGUGAUGUCAUAAUAUGUCCUAUGGGACCAUUUAUGGCAGUAUAUUAUCAUUCUGCUAACUGGAUUUUUGGAAAAGCUCUCUGUCAGCUUAAAGUAGCUUUAAUAACCUUUCACAUUUACAGCAGUAUUCUGUUUCUCUCUCUAAUUAGCAUUCACCGCUAUGUGGCUGUGGUGCGCUACAAUCGAGACUCUUGUAUGAAUCGCAAGGACUUUGUCCAGAAACUCUGUGUUGGAGUUUGGCUUUUUGUAUUGAUUAUGGGAACUGCAUUCGCCGCUAUUGUAGACACGAGCACAGAGAACAAUCACACUUUAUGCCUCAGCAUUCACCAAGGACAAUAUAUUGACCUCUAUUUAAUUGUAAACUUCACUUUCCUCGUUCCUGUAUUACUUCUAGCAUUCAUUGUUUCUGCAAUCUGCUACUGUCUUCUGGUGCGCUCGAUGUCCCUUCUCGACACUAGCCAUGACAAUGGACAAGCUAUUAAGAACAAAUCACAUAAAAUGGUGGCUGUCUGUUUGGUAACAUUUGUUGCUUAUUUCAUGCCUAUGAAUGUGGUGCGCAGUGUGGGUAUUGUGGUCAAGAAAUUCUUCCCCCACAAAUGCAGCCUACUUUUAGAAAUUGAAACUGCAUAUUAUGUGUCAUGGAUUGUGGCUGGUGCCAACUGCUGUCUAGAUCCAAUUAUAUAUUGUUUCAGUUCUAAGAAAUUCAUGAGAAAUGUUCAUAUCUCUCUUAGUAAAAUAGGUGUGAGGUGUGAAACAGGGCAUGAUGAAUCUUUAUAAGACUGACCUCAUGUUAGCUAGAUGUUAGCUACUCUUUGACUGAUUACAUUAUGUAUGUAUUAUAAUAUGACAAACAUUGAUUAUAUUAUGUAUAUAUAUAUAUAUGAUAUUAAUAUGCAUUAUGUGUGCAUUUUGUUUUGAAAAUUCAUAUUCAUUUUAUCAAAUUUUAUAAAAUUUCAUCAAAUUGUAAUAUACAGUGGCAUAUGUGAACCCCUUGCAGAAUCUGUGAAAAUGAGAAUUAUUUUAAUAAAA